CCAUUUUUAUGGCUCUAGAAUGGAUUGAACAAUACAGACCAAACAAAGUCCUUGUUUACAGAGGUAUCAGAGGAAUAGUUAUAGGUAUAGGUAUCAGAAAUGAAAAAGUUGACAAACUAGCUAAACAAGCACUAAGGAAAGGAAACAUCUGUAUCAAACUAUCCAAACCAGAGGGAAAGGGCAAUGUAUGGAGAAAAAAAAUAUAUCAACAGAGAAUGGCAACAGCAUUGGGAUCAGGAGACAGGUGAUAGACAUUUGCAUUCAAUUCAAUACAAGGCAGUGAAAGAUACAGGGAAGGAAACAGGAGAGAAGAGGUCAUAAUAUCAAGACUAAGAAUAGUACACAGCAACCUAUGCAGCACACUUCAUAUGAUAGGGAGGCAUCCAUUUGGUCUCUGUGAGCAUUGUCAGGCACAAAUAUUGCAGAACAUGUCAUUGCCAACUGCAGUAGAUAUACUUCAGGAAGCGAGGACAUGAUGGAGAAAAUGAAAGGAUUAGGGAUGAGAGGAGGAGAAUUAAAGAACACAGUGGAGUGGAAGUACAAGUAAACAAGGCAGAGGAUGCUUAAUCAACUUCCUGCGGGAAAUAGGACUGAUGGAAAACGUUUAAUAGUCGGGACACUGUAGGAGCUGACUGACUCCGGAAGAUGGCGCUAAUGCACCUACAUGGAUGCCAGCUGCCGUUAAACAUCACCGAAGAAGAAGUUGAACGAGAGUUGGUUUCCAUAGUGACCGUUAAUGGUAGGUUGCGAACGGACAGCUAGCUCGGCAGGGGAGGAAUCAGCGCUCAGUGCUCACUAGUCACAAUGUCCUUCAGAGACUUACGAAAUUUCACAGAAAUGAUGAGGGCUUUGGGCUAUGUUCGCUUGAUAUCUAUGGAGAACUUCAGAACACCAAACUUCACUCUCGUGGCAGAAAUCCUCAUAUGGCUUGUAAAGAGAUAUGAACCUCAGAUGGAUAUUCCCACUGAUGUGGAUACAGAGUCAGACAGAAUAUUCUUCAUCAAGGCCGUGGCUCAGUUCAUGGCGACUAAAGCUCACAUCAAAGUGAACACCAAGCGUCUCUACCAGGCUGAUGGCUAUGCAGUGAAAGAGAUGCUAAAGAUCACCUCAGUGUUAUACAACGCUAUGAAGACCAAGCAGAUGGCCCUGGAGGACCGAGUCGAGGAGGACAACAACAAAUUCAAGUUUGACCUCGGCUCACGGAUUUCAGAUCUUAAAGUAGCUCGGCAGCUGGCAUCUGAGGUCACGUCAAAAGGAGCAUCUCUAUAUGAUUUACUGGGAAAGGAGGUGGACCUAAGGGAAAUGAGAACUGCUGCCAUUGCUAGACCUUUGGAAAUCAAUGAGACUGAAAAGGCCCUGAGAGCUGCCAUCAAGGAGGUUUUGGAAAGUGUGGAGAAGACCAAGGACAUGCUGAGUAACGUCGUUUCUGAUGAGACCAGUCUGGAUGCCAAGAUAGAAAAGAAGAAGCAGGAACUGGAGAGGAAUCGGAAGAGGCUCCAGACACUGCAGAGUGUGAGGCCAGCAUUCAUGGAUGAAUAUGAGAAGAUUGAGGAAGAUCUGCAGAAGCAAUAUGACACCUAUGUGGAGAAGUUCAAGAACCUUUGCUUCCUGGAGUCUCAGCUGGAAGAAUACCAUAGACUGGAGCAAGAGAGGUUUGAGGAGGCUGAAAACACACUGAGGAUGAUGCAGCACAAACUGAGGGAAGAGGAGAGGGAUCUGAUGAGGAGUUCCUUGAAAGAUGAGGACUCUGAUAUGGACGUUCCUGAGGACGAAGGUUCAGACAGUGACAUGGAGGAGUGUCGGCCUUCUAAGCCACGGCCCACCCGAAAUGGCAUCAUGGCAGGAAGAGGAGCAAGAUUCAUCGGGAACAUGCAGGGUGGUGACAGUGAUGAGACGGAAGACAGUGAGAUUGAUGUGGAUGAAGAUGAUGAUGAUGAAGAAGAUGAGGAAGGCGAUGAGGAGGAGAGCAAGGAUUUGGAGGACGACAGUCUGGAGGGCCCGGUGUCCAGGGGUACUCGCCCCACCAGGGGAGGCAUUAGACCCCCUCUGCUGGAGGAGAGCGACAAUGACUUCUGAAUAAAGAACACACACACUCAGUCGUGUGCGCUUCUCCAAUCUAACUCAGAUUAGACCAUCUCAAUCCUCAUUACAAAUAUGUAUUAUAUGUAUUAUAAUAUGUAACUAUUACAUCAUGUUGUUAUUGCAACACACAAUAUCAAUAUAGUCCUUAUUUUUGAAUAUUUAUGUAAAAAU
Messenger RNA from Thunnus maccoyii (southern bluefin tuna), 2253 nucleotides. It is a transcript of the gene ift38, whose product is annotated as clusterin associated protein 1. The record is from RefSeq and is a predicted model, not a curated record. The coding region runs from base 805 to 2076 and encodes 423 amino acids. The transcript is spliced from 13 exons. NCBI's taxonomy places the organism in Eukaryota, Metazoa, Chordata, Actinopteri, Scombriformes, Scombridae. Gene Ontology annotation, cellular component: intraciliary transport particle B; centrosome; cilium. Gene Ontology annotation, biological process: cilium assembly.